AGAGUUCUGCUCUCACCCAAGUUUGCAGGAAGAUUCUGUCCACAGCACAGAUUACCUGGACGCUUUUCAGCGUCAACGUUUAGGAUAAAUUCAAAUCCCAGUAACUAUUCUUUGAAAAGAGAAAAAUGGACUACGUCUAUGGACCAGGAAGGAACCACCUCUUUGUUCCAGGGCCAGUUAAUAUCCCAGAGCCUGUCAUUCGGGCUAUGAAUAGGAAUAAUGAGGAUUACCGCUCUCCUGCUGUGCCAGCAAUGACAAAAGUUCUUCUGGAAGAUGUGAAGAAAAUUUUCAAGACCACUACUGGAACUCCAUUUCUGAUCCCAACAACGGGCACUGGUGCAUGGGAGAGUGCCCUUACAAAUACAUUGUCACCUGGAGAUCGGAUUGUAUCUUUCCUGAUUGGCCAAUUCAGUCUGCUCUGGAUUGAUCAGCAGCAACGCCUCAACUUCAACGUAGAUGUUGUUGAAAGCGAGUGGGGUCAAGGUGCCAAUCUUGACAUUCUGGCUUCAAAACUUGCAGCUGAUACUGCACACACAAUAAAGGCUAUUUGCAUUGUUCACAAUGAGACUGCUACUGGAGUCACCAACAACUUGGCUAAAGUGAGAAAAAUACUUGAUGACUACAGGCACCCAGCACUGUUUCUUGUUGAUGGAGUGUCCUCCAUCUGUGCCCUUGACUUCCUUAUGGAUGAAUGGGGAGUGGAUGUGGCUUUAACUGGAUCUCAAAAGGCUCUUUCUCUACCCACAGGAAUUGGUAUUGUUUGUGCAAGUCCCAAAGCUCUAGAGGCAUCCAAAACAGCAAAAUCUGUUCGGGUUUUCUUUGACUGGAAUGACUACUUGAAGUUUUACAAACUGGGAACAUAUUGGCCAUAUACCCCUUCAAUCCAGCUCCUAUAUGGGUUAAGGACAGCCCUAGAUCUCAUCUUUGAGGAAGGGCUUGACAAUGUUAUUGCAAGGCAUGGCCGUUUGGGUCAAGCAACAAGGCUUGCUGUUAAGGCUUGGGGCUUGAAGAACUGCACCCAGAAGGAGGAGUGGUACAGUGAUACCGUGACUGCUGUUCUUGUUCCCCCAUAUAUUGAUAGCACAGAAAUUGUUAGAAGGGCAUGGAAGAGGUACAAUUUAAGCUUAGGUCUGGGCCUUAACAAAGUGGCUGGCAAGGUUUUCAGAAUAGGACAUCUCGGCAACCUAAAUGAGUUGCAACUGUUGGGCUGUCUAGCUGGUGUGGAGAUGGUUCUUAAGGAUGUUGGCUACCCUGUUAAGCUGGGAAGUGGAGUUGCUGCCGCCUGUGCUUACCUGCAGAACACCACCCCUCUAAUCCCUUCAAGGAUUUAGGAUUUAAUUAUCCUUCAAUCCAUUUAGUCACUGCUUCAAAAUGCUCUGUAAAAAUGCAUAGUUGCUUACGCUGCUUGGCAAAUAUCAUAUGCUACAUACACUACUUGUACUAAACCUUCACUUGAAAUUUCUUGAAUUAAAUGUAGUGCUAUUGUUCACCAUGUUUUAUGCAUUCUCCAAUUCUAUGAACAUAACUAACAUAGUCCAGUUGACUUGUUAGAAUCAACUUCACUCUGAUAAGUACUUAAAUUGUUCCUGAUUGUCUAAGCAUGGUCUUUGCUAGAUUAUUUUUUGGUUUAGCAGUUAGAUGUCUCUGGAUUAGUUUACACCUAUACCCUAAAUGAGGUAAUAAUACUACUAAUUACCUAUAUCCUAACAUCUUACCUUUCUGAUUAUCUUUCCCUAAGCUUUGUCUGAUUUAUGUAUUUUCAGUUGCAACUGUUGGGAUGUCUAGCUGGGGUUGAGAUGGUUCCUAAGGAUGUAGGAUGCCCAAUUAAGCUUGGAAACGGAA
Rubroshorea leprosula is the source of this 1842-nucleotide messenger RNA. The record is from the annotation of a GenBank genome assembly. NCBI's taxonomy places the organism in Eukaryota, Viridiplantae, Streptophyta, Magnoliopsida, Malvales, Dipterocarpaceae.